AUGGGUCGACUCUCCGAUGCCGCCACUUCGGCCUACAAGUCAGUGAGGGGCCUCUUCGUGGGCAAGACACAUAAGUACAGCACCAUCCCGGAGGAUGAGGACAGAGCAGGCACCGAGACGGAGUACGAGCCCUACCGGCGUCAACCGAAGCCUACACUUGCCUUGCUCAUUCUGGGUGCCAUGUCUUUCGCGGCUCUCCUCACCUUGGUCGCUGGCUUCAGCCUUGUCAGCGGCCAGAAGCCGGACAACGCCACUGGUGAGGUCUCUCAGUUCUGGGGCCAGUACUCUCCCUUCUUCUCGGUGCCGUCCGAGAUCAGCGCCGCCACCCCCGACGGAUGUACCAUCACCUUCGCGCAGGUGCUUCACCGACACGGCGCUCGGGACCCCACCUCCGGCAAGACGGCCACCUACAAGGCACUCGUCGACCGCAUCCACCAAACCGCCACUCAGUACGGAAAGGGCUUUGAGUUCAUCAAGGACUACCAGUACACUCUCGGUGCUGAUGAGCUCACUCCUUUCGGCCAGCGCGAGCUUGUCGAGUCGGGAGAGGCCUUCUACAAACGCUACCAGUCUCUGGCCGCCAGCGCUGACCCGUUCAUAAGAUCAUCGGGCCAGAACCGCGUCGUCGAGUCUGGUCUCAACUGGACUUCUGGCUUCUUUGGAGCCAAGAUUCAAGAUGGUCACAAUGGGCCUGAUGGAGGAAUCAACUCACAGAUCAUGGUCAUUCCUGAGCAGGAGGGCUUCAACAACACGUUGGACCACAGCCUUUGCACGGCUUUCGAGUCAGGCAACUUCUCCAAGGUCGGGGAUGACGCUCAGGUUGACUGGCGCAACACCUUCACAGCCCCUAUUGUGAGCCGUUUGAACACGAACCUGCCUGGAGUCAACUUCACAUCCGAGGACGCUGUCAGCUUCAUGCAGCUGUGCCCAUUCAACACUGUGGUUAACGGCACACAGUCUCAGUUCUGCGACCUCUUCACGUUGGACGAGUGGAAGGACCUCGAGUACUACGAGACCCUGGGCAAGUACUACGGCUUCAACGCGGGCAACCCUAUGGGUCCGACGCAGGGUGUCGGCUUCACCAACGAGCUGCUCGCGCGAUUGACGAAGCAGCCCGUCGUGGAUCACACGUCGACCAACUCGACUCUCGACGCCGACCCCGUGUCGUUCCCGCUCGACAAGGUGCUCUACGCCGACUUCAGUCACGACAACGACAUGAUGAGCAUCUACGGGGCGCUCGGGCUCUACAACUCGACGGCGCCGCUGGACAAGACGAAGCGGACUUCGGUGCAGGAUGCAAAGGGCUUUACGGCCAGCUGGACGGUGCCCUUUGCAGCACGCAUGUACGUUGAAAAGAUGAAGUGCGGAUCGGACGAGGAGCUGGUUCGGAUCCUGGUCAACGACAGAGUGGUGCCGCUCAACGGUUGCGGCGCAGACGACCUGGGACGAUGCAAGCUGGACGCUUUUGUCAACAGCCAGACGUUCGCGAAGAGCGGCGGACUCUGGGACCAAUGUUUCGUGUGA
Colletotrichum chrysophilum is the source of this 1524-nucleotide messenger RNA. RefSeq lists its product as uncharacterized. The record is from RefSeq and is a predicted model, not a curated record. The coding region runs from base 1 to 1524 and encodes 507 amino acids. The transcript is spliced from 2 exons. Gene Ontology annotation, molecular function: acid phosphatase activity. NCBI's taxonomy places the organism in Eukaryota, Fungi, Ascomycota, Sordariomycetes, Glomerellales, Glomerellaceae.